AUGUCCUCCCCCGCCGCCCUGGACUCGGCCAUCGCGAAGUCGUCGCAGCUUUCCAAGAUCAUCUGGGCCAGCUCCUCCACCACCCACGCUGCCGUCAAGCAGCUCGUCAGCCACUCGGCCCGCCUGAGCAGAGCCCUCGUCCGCCUUCGCUCCCUGCCCGCCGCCCACCAUGCCCUCCAGCAUGCCGUCGACGCCUGCGACCGCAACCUGGACGAGUGCGCCGCCUUCAUCGGCCAAUGCAUAUCGUUCCGUCGCGACGCCCCGGGCGACCGCAACGCCUUUCCUGCCGCCCGCGCCCUGGUGCUGGGCGCCGAGCUCCUGACGCGCACCGAGCAGCUUGAAGAGCUGCUCCUGGUCCACGGAAUUGACGCUGCGUCGUCUGCCCGCCCCGCUUCCGCGCCGCGCGAAGAGAUGCGCACUGUUGCCGGAGACGAAGCCAGCUCCGUGCCCGCAUUUUCCGUCAUAGACGACUGCCACCAGGUCCGCGGCCGCUACCAACUCAAGCGGAAAUUCGACGUCUCGCGCAACCGUGCCCCAGCCCACUACUCGCCCGAGGUCGGCGCCCAGGCAACUCCGUCCAUCCAGCCCUCCUCGCUCGGAUCAACAUGUAGCCCGUCCAUCUUCACGGCCUCUCCCAGUCUGCAGCAAAGCUCCAUGACCAGCUACACUUCUUCAAGAAGAGCGCCACGAGACACCUCGCCCGUCCGCAAAAAACUCCCUUCCUUGUCUCUUGGCCCCGCUUCUCUGCCUGCCCACGUCGCUGUGUUACGUCUGUACACCAAAGAAAGUUCGAAUCUGCCCCGAGACAUCCAAUUGCUCGGCUGGCGGAAGAGCACCCACCCGGAUGGCAGCGUGAUAACAUGGUCCAUACAGGAAUCAGAGGACGAGUUUGUGCAUUACCUGCCCCACAACGCCUUUCCUCUCACUCUUCACAAGGAUCACAACGAAGGAUCAAUCGUCCAGUUCAGCACUCUCCACAAAGUUGCUCUGAGAUCCGAAAGCUCGGAGCGUUUCUUCUCAUCCACCCGUGUCGUUUAUGAAUUUGUCCAAGACGAGCCUUUUAUCUGUUUUCAAGAGGACAUUCGCCACAAGCAUCUCGUUGAUGUCUUCAAUUUCCAUCUGAUCUUGAGCAACCGGAGCGGCUCAAGUACCUAUGGUGAGGCCAUCCAUGGCCACGUCAAAUUUUGGCGGGAUCGCGACCCGCCCUUCCACCACUCAAUAUCCUUCUUUGGCAACCAUGCGGGGAAGGACUUGGAGUUCCCCAUCCUCCGGUUCAACGCCCAGACCGCACCAAGGAGACUAGAGAAGAGAGUGAAGCUCUCCUUUGCCCUGCCGGCGAAGGGGAGCCAGAACAAAAGCUCAUUCAGGGGCUUGUUCAGACGCUCCCAGAGCAGCGAGGCAUCAACGCCUGUGAUAGACUACCUUUCCACUGUCUCACGACCGCCACCUCAGCUGGCAGCGCUCAUGAGUGACCUGAAAUAUCUCGACCUGCGUUUCGAUUCGGUCGAAGAUUUCGAUCACUUCACAAAAUCCUUCCAAGAAAUCCGCGCUGCUGACGAAGCUCGCUCGGCCUUUCCUUUGGCCGAUAUGUCUGCCGAGUUGGAACACGCUUCCGUGCCUGAUUUGGACUAA
Messenger RNA from Lasiodiplodia theobromae, 1632 nucleotides. RefSeq lists its product as uncharacterized. The record is from RefSeq and is a predicted model, not a curated record. Bases 1 to 1632 code for a protein of 543 amino acids. The transcript is spliced from 6 exons. Lineage: Eukaryota; Fungi; Ascomycota; Dothideomycetes; Botryosphaeriales; Botryosphaeriaceae.